UACAUUACAAUGAUGAUGCAUAGUGAGCAUAUGUACUGUUCUGUUCCCGAACCAGAUCUUUCUCUUUCUCUCUCUAUCUUCCCACAGAAGAAAUAUGAGUACGGCAAUAUCUUCACCACCUGCAUAUUCCCAGAUUAUUGUUAGAACCUUCAAUCCAUCACUUACCUACCUCAAAUCCCCAAAUAUUCAUAGGAAAACAGCAGUUGGUGUGUUUUUGCACAAGAAAUCGGGUCCUUUAAGACGUGGGUUUAGGUGUAAUUGUAGCAGCACACCUGGUGACCCUGCUCCAGGUGAAAAUGAAAGUAAACAAGUUUUGGAUGCAUUUUUCUUGGGGAAGGCGUUCGCAGAAGCACUAAACGAACGUAUUGAAUCAACGGUGGGGGAGUUCUUGAGUACGGUUGGUCGGUUGCAAGCUGAACAACAAAAACAAGUACAGGAGUUUCAGGAUGAAGUACUAGAAAGGGCUAAAAAGGCCAAAGAAAAAGCGGCCCGUGAAGCGAUGGAAGCCCAAGGUCUGGUGCCAAAGUCCACUACAUCAUAUAGCUCUUCACCAACUGUUGAUGAACCUCAAAAAGCUUCUGCAGCUGUUGAUGAACCGACAUCUUCAUCUAGCUCGGGUUCUAAUGAUCAGAGCCCAAAUAAUGGCAGCCCCGACCCGCUUUUAGGAAUAUCAAUAGAUGAUUAAAAUAGAACUGUGAUUCAAUAUGAUGAAUGCGUUCUCGACUGAUCGUGGUUCGGUAUUUGGUUACUAGUUUAGGUUGUUUGUGGAACAAAUGAGCCUGGGAUAUUGAUAUGGGUUGAGUUGAUAUUGUGAAAAUGUUUUGUGAAAUGAAAAUAUAGUAGAGAUUUUGAAUAAUGUAGAUUCCUAUAUAGGGAGUCUGAAUGUAUUGUUCAUAUUCACCGGUUA
This is a messenger RNA of Helianthus annuus (common sunflower), 907 nucleotides long. RefSeq lists its product as uncharacterized. The record is from RefSeq and is a predicted model, not a curated record. The transcript is spliced from 3 exons. Gene Ontology annotation, biological process: thylakoid membrane organization. Bases 95 to 685 code for a protein of 196 amino acids. NCBI's taxonomy places the organism in Eukaryota, Viridiplantae, Streptophyta, Magnoliopsida, Asterales, Asteraceae. Gene Ontology annotation, cellular component: chloroplast thylakoid membrane.